AAUAAAUAACCGCAUUGACAUAUAUGAUCAUGGCGGAAAAGGUGACCAUGUGGUGGUCAUGGAGCCUCUCUCACCUUUUCUUGACGGUUUUUUUGUUUAACUUCUCUAGUUUCAUGGUUGCUCCGGCGAUAACCGACGUAAGCAUGGCCGCACUUUGUCCCGGGCAAGACGAAUGCUCUUUAGCCAUUUACCUCACCGGAAUUCAACAAGCGAUAACAGGAAUGGGAAAUAUAGUGAUGAUGCCACUAAUCGGACAUUUGUCUGACCAUCAUGGAAGGAAGCUCCUCCUCACUUUUCCAAUGAUUCUCGCCAUUUUCCCCUCAGUGAUAUUGGCAUACAGCAUGGACAGAGAGUUCUUCUAUGCAUACUUGGUCAUCAAGACUCUUACUUCCAUGGUUUGUGAAGGGACAGUUCUUUGCCUUGCCCUUGCUUAUGUGGCCGAUAAUGUAGCUGAGCAACGGCGGGCAUCUGCAUUUGGAAUCCUCUCAGGCAUCUCAUCAUGUUCAUUUGUCUUAGGCAGCCUCCUUACCCGCUUCCUUCCUUCUCAUGCUUCUGUCUUCCAGGUAUCUGCAGCAAUGGGAAUGAUUUCUCUGUUGUACAUGAGAAUUUUACUACCUGAAUCUAACAUGGAAGCCAUGAUGAUUGAUGUUUCAUCAAAAGAAACAGCUACAAAUGAAUGUCUUCUGGAAAAAGGGGUGGUCAACAAUCGGAGACCUUUACGUACAACUCCUUCUUUACAUGAUUCCAUUUCGUUGUUGAAAAGCAGCUGGACAUUCUCACAAGCUGCUAUAGUAGCAUUCUUCAGCACUUUUGGAGAACUUGGCCUAGUCUCUGCUAUACUGUACUAUUUAAGGGCUGAAUUUCAUUUUGACAAAGAUGAGUUUGCUUACUUGUUGAUCAUUAAUGGGGUUGCUGGUAUCAUAUCCCUGAUGAUUAUCAUGCCCAUGUUGGCUAAAGUACUCAACGAAGAAAAACUUCUAGCGAUUGGGCUCGCUUUCAACUGUAUAUAUAUUUCUCUCUAUGCUGUAGCUUGGGCAUCAUGGGUUGUCUAUCUUUCAUCGGUGUUGCAGAUUUUUGCUGUUUUUAUAGGACCAAGCUUACGGAGCAUUGUAUCCAAACAAGCUGGCCCUUCCGAGCAGGGCAAGGCACAAGGGUGCAUAACUGGAAUAUGCUCAUUAGCCGGUAUCAUUUCCCCAUUGGUUUUCAGUCCUCUAACAGCCUUAUUCUUGUCUGAUCAUGCCCCAUUUCGUUUUCCUGGUUUUAGCCUUAUGUGUGCCGCCUUUAUUGUGAUGAUAGCAUUCAUCCAAAGUAUCAUGAUCAAGGCACCGACACCUCUUCCUCUUCCCGUUGCAGAUAAUAAAAUAGAUGAAUACGAUUCAGCGGAGCUUUGAUUAUGCUUUUACACAUGAUCAGUAUAAACCAGCAUAAGCAAAAAUGUUCUUUUUCCUAAUAUAUGCUCCAUCGCUUAUAUGUUAUGCAUAUUUAUAAGGAUGGUGCAAAUUAGAUUGCAAUUGUAUAUGACUAUAUGGUAUAUUUGUAUUUGUAUAUAGUAUAUGAAAAUUUUGUUGGUGGCGAA
Messenger RNA from Erigeron canadensis, 1576 nucleotides. RefSeq names its product hippocampus abundant transcript-like protein 1. Gene Ontology annotation, biological process: transmembrane transport. Lineage: Eukaryota; Viridiplantae; Streptophyta; Magnoliopsida; Asterales; Asteraceae. Gene Ontology annotation, molecular function: transmembrane transporter activity. The coding region runs from base 24 to 1391 and encodes 455 amino acids. The transcript has 14 exons. The record is from RefSeq and is a predicted model, not a curated record.